UCUCUCUAGAGCGGGAAGUCACCCACAUCAGCAUCCUCACUGCAGAUCUGAAUCGCAGAUGCAGUUGUAGCCGAUCCGAGGCGUCGGGCUGAAACUUUUGUCUCUGUUCCAGGUUCAGUUCGCAGCUCAGAGACGCGCCAGGAUGUUCUACUUUCACUGUCCGCCUCAGCUAGACGGAGAGUGCUGUCGCUCCAACACAUUGAAUUCAAGCAGUUUUGGCAACCACGCCCCGGCUGAUUUUGAUGAUGGAUUUCUACGUAGAAAACAGCGCAGAAACAGAACAACAUUUACUUUGCAACAGUUGGAGGCUCUGGAGGCUGUCUUCGCCCAGACUCACUACCCGGACGUCUUCACCCGGGAGGAGCUGGCCAUGAAGAUCAACCUGACCGAGGCCAGGGUGCAGGUUUGGUUUCAGAACCGCAGAGCAAAGUGGAGGAAGACGGAGCGAGGGAGCACAGAUCCUGAAGGAGGGAAAGAGCAGAUGAGUGAGGGCACUCCUCCAUCUCGCAGCAUCAACUCUCAGUCCCCAGUGGACCACAGCAGAAAGCAGAAGGAACCACUGGAGAUGCAGCAGAGUAUGUCUGUGUUCUCCAGUAUCAACAGGACUGUGGGUCCAAGUGGUCCGUUCUUCCCAUCUUGUAUACCAGGCACCCUCCUCAACUCUGCCACCUACGCCCAGGCCCUCUCACAGGUCGCCACACUGAAAGGUAAUGGUUUGUGCUCCUGCUGUGUCUCUGACCCCAUGGGCUUGUCCUUCCUGCCGCCCUACGGUUGUCAGGGCAACCGCACAGCCAGCGUGGCCGCCCUGCGCAUGAAGGCCCGUGAGCACUCGGAGGCUGUGCUGCAGUCUGCCAACCUGCUUGGCGCUGCGACCGGGCCCGGCGUGGGAGUCCUGUCUGGAGUCGGCGUCAGCACAGCCGGGGUGGCGAGGCCCACGGUGGGCCCUGCCAUCGAGGUGCCUGGCACUGUGGGAAGAGGGGGAGACAGCUCCAGUCCCAGCCCGGCCAACAAGGUCCCCAUCCUGGGGAGCAGUCCUGACAAACACCCUCACUGCUCCAAGGAACCAAUGGACAAAAAGUGAGGUGCUGGACAUAAACGUGGAUGUACUGAUACUCUAAAUCUGUGUGAUCGUGCCUGUUAUUACUACUCUACUCUACUCUGGUCCUAUGAGCAACUAAGCACAACUACUGACUGACUCCAGAAACAGCCUGGGAAAGACUUUACUCAUAUCACAAUGGAUGCAAACAUUAAAAUAUUUAUUUGACAGUAAAUUAUUAUUGUUUGUGAGAAAUGCUCAAUAUUUUGGGCCUUGUUAUCCCAAUAGAAGCACAAGUGUGGUUUUGGAUCUAUAUGUGUCUUUGUGCACUCGUGGACUCUAUUUGAUGGACUAACAUAGAUGCAACAUGCGUGCAACAAAGACCUAUUUGAUAAUGUGAAUUUAAGAAAUCCUGAUACAUUUCCUGUCAUUUUCAUAAAGAGUACAGAUGCUUACAUUGUGAAUGUUAAUGCAUGUAAACUAUAAGUGUAAAACUGAAGGCAGGUCAGUGCGGAUUUUGGCAAUAUAAUGUUCAUGCCAUCAGGUCAGUAAUGGGCUCAAACAAUCUCUCAUUCUUUUGAUUUUUUUUUAAAGUGAAAGUGCACUUUAAUAUUAAUCAGCCAUUUUCAGUGUAAAUGUGUACAUGUGCCAGAAUACAGUGUGUUCAUGUGUGAACCCCAGGUAGGCUGAAGCAGACCCAGUGACAGAGCGGUGGUUGUCCCUUCCACUCUGUUAGCACAUCUGUAGCGUCAGCAGACAGGGAACACACCAGUCCUGUUGUGACAUGUUCUUUAAAACAAUUAAAGAUGUAGUCGCUCAUGUUCCUCUCCUGUUGCCUCUCGCUCCAGCCAUCUGUUCUGAUACAUUAUUUAUCAGUUUCCCUUAAAGCCGGGAGAGGAGAGCAAUCGUGACUCUUAUUAUUUAUUUACUUUUAGGAACGCUCACCCUCUUCCUAUUUCUCUUCCUCUCUCUGAGCAUUUUUUAAUAAACCCUAUUAAACAUGA
Dicentrarchus labrax (European seabass) is the source of this 2040-nucleotide messenger RNA. It is a transcript of the gene drgx, whose product is annotated as dorsal root ganglia homeobox. The coding region runs from base 143 to 1081 and encodes 312 amino acids. Gene Ontology annotation, molecular function: DNA-binding transcription factor activity, RNA polymerase II-specific; RNA polymerase II transcription regulatory region sequence-specific DNA binding. Lineage: Eukaryota; Metazoa; Chordata; Actinopteri; Moronidae. Gene Ontology annotation, biological process: regulation of transcription by RNA polymerase II. The record is from RefSeq and is a predicted model, not a curated record. The transcript has 7 exons.